GCAAAAAUUAAACAAACAAGUCCCUUUAGCUCCAUUUGAAAAUUUUGAAAGAUGGAUAUGAAGCAAAAACUGGAGUGGGCUGAAGCACAGAGGAUUGCAAUAAGUGUAGACUUUUUCGCUGCAGCUAAACAGCAGCUACGUUUUCUUGCUGAGGUUUAUAAGAAUCCACAACUCCAUGACGGUCCUGCUUUGGACAGAGCCAUUCACAGGUACAAAUACUGUUGGCUUCCUUUGCUUGCCAAGCAUGUUGAAGGCCAGGUUUCAGAAGGUGCUGUAGUCGUGCCGCUUGAUUGUGAAUGGAUUUGGCAUUGUCAUAGGCUCAAUCCGGUGCGCUACAUAGUUGACUGCAAGCAACUCUACGGGAAAAUCCUCGGCAACCGGAAUGUAGUAUCCUCCACUGAAGCAAUCUACAAAGACCAAACUGAAGAAAUCUGGAAUCAGAUGUAUCCUGACGAGCCAUAUGAGCUAAAUAUGAACAUUCAGAUAUCAUCAGCUACUGACAGAAGUAUUAGCACCACUUACGAUCUGAUUUCUGCUGUCAAAAGACAGAGUUCAUUCUAUUAUCAGGUAUCAGGAUCCUAUAUGAAUGACGAUGCUUAUCUCGAAGGAUCUGUGGCUAGAUAUAGAGGAUUCCUGCAUUUGAUCAAGAGAAAUCAGGAGAGGGCACUUGGGGAAUUCUGUGUUCCAACUUAUGAUAUUGAUCUCAUCUGGCAUGCUCACCAACUGCAGCCUGUUGCUUAUUGUGAGGAUCUGGUGGGGAUGAUGGGGAGGGUGUUGGAUCAUGAUGACACUGAUUCUGAUAGAGCCAAAGGUCAUAAGCUGGACACUGGAUUUUCAGGAACUACGAAGCAAUGGGAAGACACAUUUGGUUCUAGAUAUUGCCGGGCAGGAGCUAUGUAUAGAGGCAAUGCUCCGUCUCCUCUCGCAAUUAAUGCGACCAAACUGGGACUUCUGAGCAACAAAGUGGAGGACUCCAAUCAAAUUUCCAAGGAAAUGUUUGUGGAGGUUAUGGUAGAGAUUAUGGAAGUUAGAGACAUACCAGCUGAGCAUAAAGGAAAUCUUGUUAUAACAUUCAGUAAGAAACAACCAGAUAUGCUUUUCCAAGGGCAGACAAGAUUAAGUAUCUUGUCCGAAAGAAAGGAGAAACAAAUUGCAGUAUUCCAAUGUGAACCAGUAGGAGAACUCGUCUGUGAACUUGUUUCACAUUCACCAACUGCUUGUGCUGCCAAAGUGCUGGGGGCAACAUCAAUUUCCUUGCAGGAAUUUAUGAAACCUGCCGGCUCACCACUGUCAGUCGAAAAAUGGCUCAAGCUGAUGCCCAAUUCUGAAACUGCAGUAAUUUCCGAGCUUAUCAGUCUACACACCGCAAUAUCUUUCACAACUCCGAUUGCAGCACCGGUCAUGCAGAACUCAGUUAAAAUGGACGGAGGGGGCAAUUGCAAUGGAGGGAGUAACUAUAAUCAUGUUCCACAGUGUGACAUCAGUUGCAUUAUAGCAAACAGAGUUAAGAGCAUUGAUUUCGGAUACACUGCCUGUAGUUGUAUUUCUGGGGGUUGUGGUGGUGGUGCAUGUGGGGGAGGAAGCUGUCUGGGUGGCGGCUGUGGCCACGAAAAUAAAUAGCUCUACCGGUAUUUCAGCCGACACAAUACAGCCGCUUUCUUUACCUAUUUUAUGUUUAAAUAAUGUUGCGUUCAUAAGCAAGUUUUAUACUAUGUAAUUACCAGCAAGUCGUUGCCUCUAUAAUGUAUUUUACUGCUCUAUACAAUAAAAGAGAUGAAAAUUUGAAUC
Molecule: messenger RNA, 1788 nt
Organism: Mercurialis annua (annual mercury)
Lineage: Eukaryota; Viridiplantae; Streptophyta; Magnoliopsida; Malpighiales; Euphorbiaceae
Product: glycine-rich domain-containing protein 1-like
Exons: 5
Coding region: 52-1620 (522 amino acids)
Source: RefSeq, a predicted model, not a curated record